This is a messenger RNA of Penicillium pulvis, 678 nucleotides long. RefSeq lists its product as uncharacterized. NCBI's taxonomy places the organism in Eukaryota, Fungi, Ascomycota, Eurotiomycetes, Eurotiales, Aspergillaceae. The record is from RefSeq and is a predicted model, not a curated record. Bases 1 to 678 code for a protein of 225 amino acids. The transcript has 2 exons.
AUGUGCAUUCGUGUUCAAGAUAACGAAAACGACACAUUCGAUGAAGAUGCCUUCAAAUGUCUUCUCAUGGGGAAUCUCAAGCGCUUUCUUCGGACAGCAGCGCCAACCUUGAGGCGACUGAGUAUGAAGAACGUCAGCUUGACAGAUGCGAUAAUCGGAGCACGAGAUCCAGGCCCCCUCACAGAAGAGACGAGUAGUUGGGAUUCUUCGCUGUCUCUCGAAGUCAUCAACAAGAUCCAGGAACUCUGGAAGCGAAGCUUCGAAUUGUUGGCAGAUAGCCCCAAGCUGCGGUUUGUCCAAUUGUCUAGUCUUGGUUACCGUGGAAGAGAGAUCAUUCUGCAAGAUGACCUAUAUAUGGAACGCGGGCAGCCGGAUGCACAGCCGGAUUCAAAUGCGCGGCGUUCGAUCAACUGGUCAGAGAUCUAUUCCGAUCCCACCAGGGGUCAGUCUUCCUUGAUAGCUUUCUGUUUUGAUGCUGAGAGAGCAAAUAUAUCACUCAAAAGAUGGAUCAUGCAGCUGCGGAUGGAGAUGUGCAAUCCGGGCCUUGCAAAUACCCAACUUCCGGGGACCAGCGGCUUGAGUUUCAACCAAGACGGUGUUGCUAGGUCUAUUACGUACCAACCGGGGGACGAGCCAGACCCUAGAAGACUCGCAGAAAUGGGGGUUUUAGUCGUCUAA